Molecule: messenger RNA, 1802 nt
Organism: Tarenaya hassleriana
Lineage: Eukaryota; Viridiplantae; Streptophyta; Magnoliopsida; Brassicales; Cleomaceae
Product: uridine kinase-like protein 1, chloroplastic
Exons: 14
Coding region: 123-1574 (483 amino acids)
Cellular component (GO): chloroplast; cytoplasm
Molecular function (GO): kinase activity; ATP binding
Source: RefSeq, a predicted model, not a curated record
UGCUAAAGAGCUUUUGUUUGUUUCCCCUUCCCCGUCUUUUUUGUUUUUUUUUUCUUUCUCCGGAAACAGCAGUCAAACAACACACGCACGCGAAUUCUGCCCUCUCCGUUCGCCGGAAAACCAUGCCGGAGGAUUCGACGUCGAUCGAUUAUGUCAUGGAGAAGGCCUCGGGGCCUCACUUCUCCGGCCUCCGUCUUGACGGCUAUCUCUCUUCUCCGCCUUCCUCCUCCGUCUCCUCUCCGUCGCACCUCCGAUCGUCUGCUUCCUCUUCCUUCGCCUUAGCCGAUCCUACCGCGCCUAAGCAGCCUUUUGUCAUCGGAGUAUCUGGUGGUACGGCUUCUGGUAAGACCACGGUCUGCGACAUGAUAAUCCAGCAGCUUCAUGAUCACCGUGUGGUUCUUGUUAAUCAGGAUUCCUUUUACCGUGGCUUGACUCCUGAGGAAAUGCAGCGUGUCCAUGAAUACAAUUUUGAUCAUCCUGAUGCCUUUGACACCGAGCAGCUUUUGGAUUGUGUUGAGAAACUCAAGGGCGGGCAUCCGUAUCAAGUUCCUAUUUACGACUUCAAGACUCAUCAACGUAGAUCAGACACAUUUCGCCAGGUCAAUGCUUCUGAUGUUAUCAUUUUGGAGGGGAUACUUGUUUUCCAUGACCAACGAGUCCGGAACCUGAUGAAUAUGAAGAUCUUUGUUGACACAGAUGCUGAUGUGAGGCUUGCUCGCAGAAUUAGGCGUGACACUGUUGAGCGGGGUAGGGACGUGAGCUCCGUACUUGAGCAGUAUGCAAAGUUUGUCAAACCUGCUUUCGAUGAUUUUGUGCUCCCCUCGAAGAAAUAUGCGGAUGUGAUCAUUCCUCGAGGAGGUGAUAAUCAUGUAGCAAUUGAUCUGAUUGUGCAACACAUCCACACAAAACUCGGGCAACACGAUCUCUGCAAAAUUUACCCGAAUGUUUACGUUAUCCAAUCAACAUUUCAGAUAAGAGGCAUGCAUACACUUAUUCGGGACAAAGACAUAUCAAAGCAUGACUUUGUGUUUUAUUCAGACCGUCUCAUCCGUCUGGUCGUGGAGCAUGGUCUCGGGCAUUUGCCAUUCACAGAGAAACAAAUAGUUACUCCAACAGGGUCUGUGUAUACGGGUGUUGAUUUCUGCAAGAAACUAUGCGGGGUCUCAAUUGUUCGAAGUGGGGAAAGCAUGGAGAAUGCGUUGCGUGCAUGCUGCAAAGGAAUUAAAAUAGGGAAGAUUCUGAUCCACCGUGAUGGUGACAAUGGAAAGCAGCUUAUUUACGAGAAGCUUCCCCGUGACAUCUCGGAACGCCAUGUCCUGCUCUUGGAUCCUGUCCUGGCCACAGGGAACUCAGCAAAUCAGGCGAUAGAAUUGCUGAUACAGAAAGGGGUGCCGGAAUCCCACAUCAUAUUCCUCAACCUCAUUUCGGCGCCUGAGGGAAUCCACUGCGUGUGCAAGAGGUUCCCGGGGUUGAAGAUAGUGACGUCAGAAAUAGACACGUGCCUGAACGAGGAGUACCGUGUCAUACCAGGGUUGGGAGAGUUCGGCGAUCGCUAUUUCGGCACUGACGAGUAGUGACUAGAGGGACAGGGAAUCUCGUUCAUCAGCUUUGAUGAAAUGCGUGGCUUUAAGAUUCCCAUUUCCCACUCAGUCGCCUUCUCCUAAUCUUGGCAUUACUUCCAUUGUGAUCUUCUUUUCCUUAACUUCAAUUCUAAAAUGGUUGCACUAGUUAUUUAUUUUUAAAUUGUAAGAACACAUGAGGGAGAAUUUGAAUCUAUUAUGGUGUUUUACAAACGGAGACCA